Molecule: messenger RNA, 1946 nt
Organism: Pyrus x bretschneideri (Chinese white pear)
Lineage: Eukaryota; Viridiplantae; Streptophyta; Magnoliopsida; Rosales; Rosaceae
Product: nucleoporin nup189
Exons: 2
Coding region: 232-1710 (492 amino acids)
Molecular function (GO): protein binding
Source: RefSeq, a predicted model, not a curated record
UCAUGCUUCAGCAGUUAAAAACUCACCAAAAUUAGAAAGCUGAAUAAUUGGCACCAAAAUAUAUUAAAACCAUAUUAUUUGCAGUUCCCAUCCCCACUCCGUUAUUUGAUGACAAUCUAGCUACUGCUCUCUCCGGAAUCUGCAGAUCUCAGAAAACUCUCUUCUUUCAGGUGCGCAAUCGGAUCUCGUUUCUUUUGAUCCAGAAUAGUAAACAAUUUCAAUUCCAUUACCAUGAAUUCCAACUUCGACUUCGAUCUGGGUCUCGGAUCCAGCCGACCCAAAUCGCUCAACGACCAGAAGAACAAGACCUCUUCUUUCACCUCCUCCGCCACCGCCGCCCAAUCCCGACCCACCUGGCAACAACCCACCGCCAGCAGAACCACCUCCUGGACCCACCAGCCGGCUCCGACCCAGAGCGCCCGACCCGGAUUGACCAACGCCCCGACUUCCAUGGUCGGGGAUAUCUUCGGAAAGAGCUGGACUUCCGCGGCUCCGGCGGUUUCCGCCACCCCGAUCACCGUCGUCAAUAAAAACCCAAAUUUGUUUGGGGAUUUGGUCAGUUCCGCCAUGGGUGGUAAGAUCAAUAGUAAUAGCAAUGUUCCUUUGAAGAAUGCAACCCCGGCUUCGAAUAAGAGCUCGUUUUCCAUGGGGAACCUGGCCGAUUCGUUGCCCAAAACCACCACUGCUGCUAGUAAUAGUUCGGUGAAAAUUGGUGGUGCAAAUUAUGGUGCUUCUGGGAAUUUUGGGAGUUUCUCUGGUGGGUUUAAUAGCAAUGCUAAUAAGGUUAAUAGUGGUGUUAACGCUAAUAGUAAUAAGAGUGCGAAUCUUGGAGGUCCUUCGCUGCAAAAUAUGGGCAGUGCUAGUGUUGGUGGCGGUGGAUUGAGCUCUAAGAAAGACCCUUUUGGUUCUUUGGUGGAUCUCGCAUCAAAACCAUCUGCUACUAUUAACUCAGCGAGUAAAACUAGUGAUCAAAGUAGUGUUGGUGAUGCUUUUGGAGAUUUUCAGAAUGCACCGAAACCAAGCACCACCAAUACUACAUUCGCCUCGAGUGCCUUCCCAGAUAGCAGUUUUAUGGGAUCAGAUUCGGAUUCUGGCUUUGGGGAUUUUGGGGUUUCGGUGAAGCCAACCCCUGCUCAGUCUGCUAGCAAUGAUCCCUUCGGCGUGUUGUUUACCCCAUCUUCAGGUUCGGCUGGAGGUGCUGCAACAGCAAAUAAUGGUGUUGGAAUGCAGCAAUCCUCUGAAGUUGAUGGUUGGGGGACAGAGUUUGGGGGAGGACAUGAUGACAGUGGUUCGACAACUGAGCUUGAGGGUCUUCCACCUCCUCCUGCUGGGGUGUCAGCCUCAACAGCAAAGAAUAAAGGAAUGGAUAAUUACAAGCAAGGGCAGUAUCCCGAUGCUAUUAAGUGGUUUUCUUGGGCUGUUAUUCUUCUUGAGAAAUCAGCUGAUAAUGCUGGCGUUGCAGAUGUCUUGUCAAGCAGGGCUUCAUGUUACAAAGAAGUAGGGGAGUAUAAGAAAGCUGUGGCAGACUGCACAAAGGUUCUUGAUAAAGAUGAAGCAAAUGUAUCUGUUCUGGUACAGCGUGCGCUCUUGUACGAAAGUAUGGAAAAGUACAGACUUGGGGCAGAAGAUCUUAGGACGGCUCUGAAGUUUGAUCCUGGUAACAGGGUUGCAAGAAGCACCAUUCACCGCUUGCAGAAAUUGGCAGACUAGAUGGUUUUUGAAAUUUCAUAUUGCUAGUCUAUUCAUUUAGGUACAUUGAUACUUAACCCUCUCCCCUCUUUACCAUCAUAGAUUUCUGGGGAACUAUAAUUUUUUAUUCAUUACUUGGCCGUCGAGGAUGGUAUUCACGUGUAUGGUGCAUUUUCUUUCUUCUGUUGCUUGUGACCGGAAAUGGUUCUUUGUUACUUCAGACUGGUGUUGGAAUCGAAAGAUUGAAUUGCAUUGUA